Trachemys scripta elegans is the source of this 1158-nucleotide messenger RNA. It is a transcript of the gene SYCE3, whose product is annotated as synaptonemal complex central element protein 3. Gene Ontology annotation, biological process: spermatogenesis; synaptonemal complex assembly; reciprocal meiotic recombination. The record is from RefSeq and is a predicted model, not a curated record. The transcript has 3 exons. Gene Ontology annotation, cellular component: central element. Lineage: Eukaryota; Metazoa; Chordata; Testudines; Emydidae. Bases 183 to 461 code for a protein of 92 amino acids.
CGGGCGGCGGGUGUUUAGGAUCAAUGAGCCCCAUGCCCUGGGCAGAGCCUGGGGCAGGGAGUUAGCGGGACCCCCCGUUGCGGGGACAGAGCGGGCAGCGCCGCAGAGACCCUGCCCUGGGCACAGAGCUGUGGGUGGGGCUAAAGAGCUGCUGGGGGCGGCGGCUGAAGGCGACGCCCAAGAUGGCCAAAUCUGAACCUCGGGAAAGAAACUAUGACAACAUGGUAAAAAUGCUGGAGGACCUGAACAGGGAUUUAGAAAAACUUCUGGAAGAAAUGGAGAAACUAUCAGUGCAGGCAACCUGGAUGGCAUAUGAUAUGGUGGUUAUGCGUACCAACCCAGACUUGGCCAACUCCAUGAGGCGACUGGAAGAUGCAUUCCUGAACUGCAAAGAAGAGAUGGAAAAGAACUGGCAAGAGAUGCUGAAGGAAACUAAAGGCACUGAACAAAAACAGGAAUAAACAGUCCUCAUAUCGGUUGGUGAAAUUGCAACAGUUAGAUCAUUUCAGACUCAAUUUUUUCAGUCAUAAAAUAUCUACAGAUGCCUUACAAAUGGAUUAUCUUCUAGUUUAUUAAGCAUUAUUGUUAUGGCUAUAUAUACAAAUGUGUUCUGCCAAAUACAUGUAUUGUUGAAACAAAAAGUUAACUAUGUCUCUGUUUUAAUCUAUUCUUAUCCUAUGAUUUUAAGCAUAGUAUUAUAAUUAUAUUAAUUAUAUUAUAUUUAUCAUAUAUACAAGUGAUCUUUUUUUGAUAUCUUCCUGGAGGAUCCCAAUCUGAUUUACAAAUUGUAAAUUUAGGGAUCUGUUUGCCCUCUUCUAAAAAGCAGAUGCUUCUGCAAUGGAACACAGCAGUUAUUUUGCUUUAGCAACUGGCCUUAGCAAGAAAAUCAAAGAGUGAUUUCUCCAGUUGAAAGAACAGAUACAAUUCCAGAUUGAUCCAAUAUGGUUCAAUAUGGGAUUGCAGAGUAGAUGGGCUAAUAGUUGCAAAGUUGCAUUAUUAUGCUCAAACAUCCAUAGACAUUUCAUAGUGUUUCUUUGACUUUUUUAACCUUUUCUAGGGAUUGUUUCUCAAAAUUGUCCCAGAAAGAAAGCUGUUUUAAUCCUCUCUCUGUUGUAAAGAAGUUGUAUGUGUUAUUACAGUGAGAAUUAUAUAGUGCUU